AUGCCGCCAGGGCACCAAGGGGAACCUACGCCAUCAGCUUACCACAGAUCGCCCACACAAGCAGGCCAACCAUACCACCAUCACUCGCCAAACACGCCUGCGCCCUUGCCUCUGCAGCCCCAUCAACACCACCGCCAGCCUGCAUCACCAUCCUCGACCGAGCUGCCGCCCAUCAGCACGGCCCUCUAUUCUCGCGACACGUCUAGAUAUUACGACCCGACCUCGGACAAUGGCGACAACCGCGUAGCCAGAGACCCGGCGCGUUACGACCCCCAGUAUCCUGCACAGCAGCCCCGGGACCCUCACGCCUACCACGACCCUCGACCCGCCCACAGCCCCUACGAAAAGGUCUACCACUCGCCCGUCGCCGCUUCAUAUCCCCAGCACUCGCCCUUGCGGCGGCCCCAUUCGCAGCACCAGCACACCGGCGGCAUGGAGACAAUGUCACACUCUCCCGUCUCGCCAUCAGUUUAUCAAUCCAUGAACCGGCCGGGCGGUGCCGUCCAGCCGCCGACCUACGAUAGACGGCCGUCCUUCAAGGAUGAGGCUCCACCACCAACACGCGCCGACCCCAUGUCGCUCUCAAGCAUAAUGUCUUCUGGCGCCGACAACGAGCCCCCGUCCAAACCUCAGCCACCUGCUCCCGUCAACGCCGACCCAUUCCGACCAUCGAAGCCCCUGCCCAACCAGCACUUUGUCAAGCAAGAGGCCGUGGCAUCCCCGGCGCCAGCUGACCUGCCUCUACAUGAGAACGGCUAUACCCCACGGCCGACGCAUGAUGCCAUCGCUGUACCUGGGAGCGUGCAGCCUGCUGCACUGCAAUCUGCGACUCGCGAACUGCCACCUCCUGACGAAGCCGAUGUUGAGGCUCAGCUUGCACACAUCGAGACUACGCAGAUGGGAGACAUGGACAUUCUGAUCAAUUCGCGCGAAGAGGCAGAAUACAGGCAACGGAGCCAAAAGCGUAUCCUAGAGGUUUCCGCUACAGAGGCGAGCAAGCGCAAGCGAAGGCGCACAGCAACCUUGAUCCGUUUCCAGGAUGUGUCGGCUGCACACCGCGACUACGCCAAGCAUUCUUACAACGUCGAGCACGAGGGCGAUGCAUGGCAGCAGGUGCAGAGCCAGGAGAUUGCCGAAGAGAAGGAGCGCAAAAAGGACAUGCAACGCAAACGAAGACGAGAAAAGACUAUCCAGAACGAAGAGGCUAAGCGUGCUGAAGCUCUCGCAAAGGCUGGCCAGGCCGAAAAUGAGGAGGAGAAGGAACGACACCUGCUAGCUGCCCAAAAAGCUGAACGCAAGGCCAAGACUACCACUCAGCUGCUGCAAGGCAAUGCUCCUAGUAAGGACAUCCGCGAGGUUACCCCACAUGGCCCCAACAUGGAGGGAGGCACGAUGAGUUCGUUCCAGGCCUCUGACGACGCCCCGAGCGGAAAGCGCAAGGGCAACCGUGGCAAUGGCCGUCUCAAGAAGAGCAAGGAGCAAAAGCAGGCAGAGAAGGAUGCUGCAGCGGCAGGCCAAGCUGCUCUUGACCGUGGCGAUGAUUUGCCCAUGAUUGCUCCGCGCGAGGAGGCCCGGCUUGAUUCGAUACGGGGCCGCAGCUACACCGAAGACAUCGGCCCUGUCGUGCUCACUUCCUACGACUCGCCCGUGUAUCGCAAUCUGUACCACCAGAUCGUCAAGGACUUGGCCCGCAAGGAUGUUCCCAAGGUCGUCCGCAUCAAGGAGAACUCACUGUCUACAAAACAGUCCAAUCUUCGCAAGACUGCCCAGUUGGCCGCCAAAGAAGCACGCAGAUGGCAGAUGCGCACCAACAAAAACCAGAAGGAUACGCAGGCUAGGGCGAAGCGAGGCAUGCGCGAGAUGCUUGCGUUCUGGAAGAGGAACGAGCGUGACGAGCGCGAAUCGCGAAAGAAUGCAGAGCGUCAAGAGCUAGAGAACGCAAAGAAGGCCGAAGCCGACCGUGAAGCCAACCGACAGAAGCGGAAGCUCAACUUUCUUAUCUCACAGACAGAACUCUACUCGCAUUUCAUCGGAAAGAAGGCCAGGACUGACGAGAUUGAGAGGUCUACUGACGACGCCGAUACCGCCGCGGCAGCACCACAGCAACCAGCUCAGCCUGGUAUCGAGGUUGGAGACAUGCCAACAGGGGCAGCUGCCAAAGUCACCAACUUUGAGGAUCUGGAUUUCGAUAAUGAGGACGAGAGCGCUCUCAAUGCUGCUGCAAUGGCAAACGCUCAACACGCUAUCCAAGAGGCACAGGAUCGUGCCCGUGCUUUCAACAAGUCUGGCGACGACGACGAGGAUGGAGAGCUGAACUUCCAAAAUCCAUCCGGUCUCCAAAACAAGGAAGACUGGAUUCCUCAGCCAAAUCUACUCAGCUGUACCCUCAAGGAAUACCAACUCAAGGGUCUGAACUGGCUAGUUAACCUGUACGAGCAAGGUAUCAACGGUAUUCUGGCUGACGAAAUGGGUCUCGGAAAGACGGUCCAGUCGAUAUCCGUCAUGGCGUACCUUGCAGAGAGGUACAACAUCUGGGGACCUUUCCUUGUCAUCGCUCCUGCAUCAACGUUGCAUAACUGGCAGCAGGAAAUCGCAAAGUUUGUUCCUGAUCUCAACGUCAUUCCAUACUGGGGUACGGCCAAAGACCGAAAGAUUCUGCGAAAGCUUUGGGACCGCAAGCACGUUACCUACACCCGCGACUCGCCUUUCCACGUUGUCGUCUCCUCAUACCAAUUGGUUGUUCAGGAUGCUCAGUAUUUCCAGAAGAUGCGCUGGCAGUACAUGAUUCUCGACGAAGCCCAGGCUAUCAAGUCAUCGCAGAGUUCCAGAUGGAAGAGCUUGCUCGGAUUCCACUCACGUAACCGACUGCUACUGACAGGUACCCCUAUCCAGAACAACAUGCAAGAACUUUGGGCACUUCUCCAUUUCAUUAUGCCAAGUUUGUUCGAUUCCCACGACGAGUUCAGCGAGUGGUUCUCCAAGGAUAUUGAGAGUCACGCACAGAGUAAUACCAAACUCAACGAGGACCAGCUGAGACGUCUGCACAUGAUCCUGAAGCCGUUCAUGUUGCGUCGUGUCAAGAAGCAUGUGCAGAAAGAGCUUGGAGACAAGAUUGAACUUGAUGUUUACUGCGACCUGACAUAUCGCCAGCGUGCCUACUACGCCAAUCUACGCGCCAAGAUCAACAUUAUGGACUUGGUCGAAAAGGCAGUUGGAGACGAGCAGGACAGCGCCACUUUGAUGAACUUGGUCAUGCAAUUUAGGAAAGUCUGUAACCACCCUGACUUGUUUGAGAGAGCAGAGACCUGGUCUCCCUUCUCCUUUGCUUCUUUCGCUGAGACGGCAUCGUUCCUCCGAGAAGGUCAGAAUGUAAGGGUUGGUUACUCGACUCGUAACCUGAUCGAGUAUUCUCUGCCACGUCUUGUAGGCCGCGAAGGAGGUCGCCUGGAUCUUGCAGGACCCGACAACCAAAAGGCCGGAUUCAAGGGACACUAUCUCGACAACUUGAUGAACAUCUGGAGUCCGGAUAACAUUGAGACAUCGGCUCGACAAAGUGGCGCCUUCUCCUGGCUCCGCUUCUCCGACUUGUCUGCAAGCGAGGCCUCACAGAUUGCCAAGAGUGGUCUUUUCCAGCGAGCUCUCGUUGCGGGCCAAAAACCGAACAAGGUCAGCCGCUUCAGUAUCUGCUACGACGGUGAUGCUGGCGAAUGGGAACCGAAGCACUCAAUAUUCAACAUUGUCAAUCGCCAGGAUCGUGUGCCGCUGGCUGAGGUAGCUACCGAAGGGCACAUGCACAACCUGUUCAACAUUGCUCAAUCUGCGUUUGAGAAGACGGGCUUGAACGUGAUUGAGCCUUGUGCAAAGCCCAAGGCAUCUGCACCUCCAAUCGAGCUAUACUGUGCCAGUCAAGGAGUUAUUGCUGAAAAGCAAAACAUCUUCUUCAAUCCUCUCAUUCGCACCGCAUUGUACGGCAUCUCGGACUUGACUGAACAAGCGAUACUGGAGACCAAGUCGGAGAGUACUGCCUUGACAGUUCACAACAAGCUUCCGCCACCAACCAACCAGCGUACCCGUUUCACCCACAUUGAGGCUCCGUCAAUGUCGCGCUUCGUCACGGACUCUGGCAAGCUAGCUCGCCUAGAUGCACUGCUGAAGGAACUCAAGGCCAACGACCACCGCGUCCUCUUGUACUUCCAGAUGACCAGGAUGAUGGAUCUCAUGGAAGAGUACUUGACCUACAGGAACUACAAGUACUGCCGUCUAGACGGAUCUACCAAACUGGAGGAUCGUCGUGAUACCGUGGCGGAUUUCCAGAGUGAUCGAUCCAUCUUCGUUUUCCUGCUGUCUACACGCGCUGGUGGUCUCGGUAUCAACUUGACUUCGGCUGACACCGUCAUCUUCUACGACUCGGACUGGAAUCCCACGAUUGAUUCGCAAGCCAUGGAUCGUGCUCAUCGUCUCGGUCAAACACGACAAGUCACCGUGUAUCGUCUCAUUACUCGUGGUACCAUUGAGGAGCGUAUUCGAAAGCGUGCUCUGCAGAAGGAAGAGGUUCAGCGCGUUGUCAUCUCCGGAGGCGGCGGUGCAGGAGUCGACUUCAACACUCGUUCCCGAGAGAACAGGACCAAGGACAUGGCUAUGUGGCUCGUGGACGACGACCAAGCCGCUGAGAUUGAGAAGAAGGAAGCUGAAUUGGCGGAGCAGGAGAAGAAUGCUCCACCGGGCAAGAAGCGCGGCAAGAAGAAGCAGAGGGCUGAAACGAACCUCGACGACAUGUACCACGAAGGUGAAGGACACUUUGACGAGAGCGCCAAGGCGAGCGGUGCAGCGACGCCUAUUGCAUCGAGCGAAACACCUGUAGGAGGCAAGCUGGAAAAACGCCCCUCCAUCGAGGGCCUUGUUGACAACAUCGACCCGCGUGAAUCCCAUGAGCUCGAGGAGCUGCCCACAUUUGAGAAACCCGUCACGGAGCCUACGCCAAUAUCGCUCAAGGACAAGCUGAUAACAUGUUUUUGGAUCGGGCUCAACACGCUCUCGACGCUGGGAUUGAUCUUCCUGAGUAAACGAGUAUUCAGCGACAAGCAGCUCAAGGCAUGCCAACUCAUGGUUGUCAUGUGGCACUUCACCGCCACCGGUCUCGUUCUCUUCAUCUCCACUCUGCGGCCCUUUUACGCCUUCAAGGCCGUCAAACUCAACAUCUGGCAGAUGCUGCCCGUCUGCGGCUUCUUCGCCGGCUAUGUUGUUCUUGGCAACCUUAGCUUGACCUUCAACUCGAUUGGUUUCUACCAGCUUUCCAAGGUCAUGACCACACCCACUGUCGUUCUUAUCAACUUUGUCCUUUUCCGAAAGUAUGUUACGCGAUACAUGCUGGCUGCUAUUCUUGCAACAUGCAUUGGAGUUUCCUUCACCAUCAACGAGGCGGCCAAGACCCAAUUGUUUGGUGUCAUUAUCGCAACGUUGGCUUUCUGCAGUACUGCCCUGUACCAAAUCUGGAUUGGCAAGAAGAUUGAGGACUUUGCCGUAUCACCACCCCAGCUUCUGCUUAACCAGGCGCCGAUUUCGGUCUGCCUGCUCAUUCCCUUUGUUCCAUUCUUCGAUACUCUUCCCGAUCUUUCGACUGUGCCCACCGAUAUCCUCUGGAGCGUAUGCGCAUCGGGUAUCAUGGCUUCCAUGUACAACCUGAGUCAGUUCUUGAUCAUUGGAAGGACUAGCGCCUUGACCUUCAACAUUGUCAGUCAUCUCAAGACUAUUUUGAUUCUGAGCAUAGGAUGGUACAGCGAGGGAAAGAUCCUCAGUGGAAGAGAGUGGUUUGGUGUAUUGCUCGCACUGGGUGGUGGAUGGGUGUACUCGCACCUUGCACUCAAGGCAAAGAAGCAAGGUGGAAAGUAA
This is a messenger RNA of Bipolaris zeicola 26-R-13, 5889 nucleotides long. RefSeq lists its product as uncharacterized. Gene Ontology annotation, cellular component: Ino80 complex; nucleus. The record is from RefSeq and is a predicted model, not a curated record. Bases 1 to 5889 code for a protein of 1962 amino acids. Gene Ontology annotation, molecular function: ATP hydrolysis activity; ATP binding; ATP-dependent chromatin remodeler activity. The transcript is spliced from 6 exons. Gene Ontology annotation, biological process: chromatin remodeling; DNA-templated transcription; DNA repair. Lineage: Eukaryota; Fungi; Ascomycota; Dothideomycetes; Pleosporales; Pleosporaceae.